AUGACCAAACUGUCACCCAAGAAGGUGGAGGAGAAGUACAAUUAUCUUUUCGAUAUAAAUGCCAAAGAAAAGGGAGGCAGUUUGUAUCUACAAAGUAAGGUCUUCAGGGCCAUGGAGCGUCUGAAGGCUGAGUUCAAGGCGGCUGAGGAGACUAAAGCAGCUGGAGCUGGAGCUGGAGAGGCUGGAGGGUCCGGUGCUGCUAGCCCGAACUAG
This is a messenger RNA of Kuraishia capsulata CBS 1993, 213 nucleotides long. RefSeq lists its product as uncharacterized. Bases 1 to 213 code for a protein of 70 amino acids. Lineage: Eukaryota; Fungi; Ascomycota; Pichiomycetes; Pichiales; Pichiaceae. The transcript has a single exon. Gene Ontology annotation, cellular component: TIM23 mitochondrial import inner membrane translocase complex. The record is from RefSeq and is a predicted model, not a curated record. Gene Ontology annotation, biological process: protein import into mitochondrial matrix.